AGAUAAUAAGCAAUUCCGUUUCUGAGCAGAGAGGAAGAUAACGAAAGGCGAUUCAUAGAAGAUGGUUCAGAGGCUCACUUACCGUAAGCGCCAUAGCUAUGCCACCAAAUCAAACCAGCACAGGGUCGUAAGAACUCCAGGAGGGAAGCUAGUUUAUCAAACCACAAAGAAGAGGGCUAGUGGUCCGAAAUGCCCUGUUACUGGAAAGAGGAUUCAAGGGAUUCCUCAUCUUAGACCUACAGAGUAUAAGAGGUCAAGGCUGUCUAGGAACAGGAGGACAGUAAACCGUGCUUAUGGAGGCGUUUUAUCUGGAGGGGCUGUUAGGGAAAGAAUUGUAAGAGCCUUUUUGGUGGAAGAACAAAAGAUUGUUAAAAAGGUUUUAAAGAUCCAGAAGGCCAAGGAAAAAGUUGCAGCCAAGAACUAGAUUGUGUGUAUUGGUUUAGUAUUCCAAGUAAAAUGUUAUUUGGGUUCUUUCGUUCAAACAUGUCUGGAUUUUAUUUUGAACACUUGUGUUGUCAAAGACUUGAUUCCUUUUAGUUGCUUUUAUUGAAAUCAUCAACCCUAAUUGGUUUA
This is a messenger RNA of Impatiens glandulifera, 573 nucleotides long. Its product is annotated as 60S ribosomal protein L34. Gene Ontology annotation, biological process: translation; ribosome biogenesis. Bases 62 to 424 code for a protein of 120 amino acids. Gene Ontology annotation, molecular function: structural constituent of ribosome. The record is from RefSeq and is a predicted model, not a curated record. Gene Ontology annotation, cellular component: cytosolic large ribosomal subunit; ribosome. Lineage: Eukaryota; Viridiplantae; Streptophyta; Magnoliopsida; Ericales; Balsaminaceae. The transcript is spliced from 4 exons.